AUUUGCUUGGUUGAACUGAUCGGUUUGUUGUUUUUUCAUUUGAUUGAUCGUGUCUUGUAUUUAAACCUUUGGGAAGAUUGUGUCUUGUAUAAGCCUUGGGAAAGAUUACCUCCAUUGCACUGGAGACAACGACAAACGAGAAACAUCAUGGCAGAAACAGCAAGACCUCACUCGACCCAUCAGGGUCUUCUCGUACGUACGAAGGCUGGUGAAUCUACUUCUUUGCGUGACGUGGUAGAUAUCCCAGCGACAUUCGCAAAUUUGGAUACCUACAUGGACAGCGACAAGCUUUUGGGCACUAAAAUCGAGUGGCCUAUGCUAGGUCAGAAGUGUCCGAUCGUUGUUGCAGGUUCUACUGGCUCGACAGUUCUUGUUCCUGCGGAAGAUGCCCUAGCGACUUUGUCUGGUGGUAAUGCUCAUGGGGGUUCAUCAACUUCAACUAGCACGACAACAGACAAACAAGAUGCUAGUCCUUCGGCCAGUUCAAGUUCCCCAGAGGACGCCAACAAGAUCUCUCCAGACUUCGUCAUCUCGCCCAAUGAUAUGCAGUUCCGUUCAGUCACCUCUGGACCUUUAAAGGGGAAAAACAUGGGUUGGCAUGCUGAGCGGGACCUAGCAGAAGGGAC
Molecule: messenger RNA, 626 nt
Organism: Amoebophrya sp. A25
Lineage: Eukaryota; Dinophyceae; Syndiniales; Amoebophryaceae
Source: the annotation of a GenBank genome assembly